Lepisosteus oculatus (spotted gar) is the source of this 2432-nucleotide messenger RNA. The record is from RefSeq and is a predicted model, not a curated record. NCBI's taxonomy places the organism in Eukaryota, Metazoa, Chordata, Actinopteri, Semionotiformes, Lepisosteidae.
GGAAAAUUGGAAUCUGGUCACUCAACACUACCUCCCCCUCCCUCCCAAAAAAGGGGGUGUAUAAGUAGGCAGUCUCUUAAAGUACCUUAUCUAACACCACAGCGAGGGGAAAGCGGGUAACAGCUGUUAACUGCGAGUCGGCUUCGGGUGCGAAUUGCUCACCUGUGGAUUUGGGAAUUUUCUUCGCUGUUAAAGGAUAUACCUAUGGAAAUGGACAGAGAAAAGAGCAAUCGCGUGGCCGGGAUAAAUCUCUUUAGACUUUGUUUAGGACUGCUUGUAUUCUGUACGGCUACCAGAGCUGUUCCAGACUGUCCACUUGAGAUCAGCCCUCAGAGAGCUGUGGUGAGGUAUGGGGACCCAGUGACAGUGAACUGCACUACAACACAGACACCCAGAGGAAUGGGCUGGGAGGCUCCAGUUGGAGCUACAGGCAUGAAAACAGAUGUCCAGUCUGUCACCUGGAGUGUCAGCAGUCUGACUGAUUGGACUGCAGAGCCUAAGUGCUACGGAAACUUCCUUACUGAGCCCAAGCAGUGCAGGAAGAAUCUCAACAUCAGUCUGUACAAGUACCCAGACAGUGUCUCUCUCAGCUCUGACAGCCCAGUGGUCCAGAUGGUGGAGGGGAGACAGUACCACCUGCAGUGUGAGGUCCAGAACAUCGCUCCCGUUCAGUACCUCACUGUGAACUGGUACAGAGGACAGACACUGAUUCACAGUCAGGACUUUUUUACCAACACUACAAGAACACCUGUGAAUGUGUCUGCGACCCUCCUGUUCACCCCUGACAGAGCUCACAGUGGACAGCAGCUCACCUGUGAGGCAGAGCUCAACCUGGGACCAGAAGGACCAAAGCCCCCUCCUGCAAAUCAGUCUGAUCCUCUCAAAAUCACAGUGCUGUAUGGCCCUGAGAUCACAGGGUGUCCUCUCAGUGUUGAUGUGAAGGAACAUCACAGUCUGCAGAGCAGUGUUAACUGUACAGCUGAGGGCAGCCCUCCCCCUGAGACCAGAUGGGUCAAGGACGGACAGCAGAUUGACCCCUCUGUCAAGCUGACCAGGACUGAUGAAGGACAGUUCACCUAUGAAGCUACUAACACACAGGGAACUGUGAAUCACGCUGUGACGGUAGAAGUGAGAUAUGGCCCUGAGAUCACAGGGUGUCCUCUCAGUGUUGAUGUGGAGGAGCAUCACAGUCUGGAGAGCAGUGUGAACUGUACAGCUGAGGGCAGCCCUCCCCCCGAGACCGGAUGGGUCAAGGGUGGACAGCAGAUUGACCCCUCUGUCAAGCUGACCAGGACUGAUGAAGGACAGUUCACCUAUGAAGCUACUAACACACAGGGAACUGUCAGCCACACUGUGAAUGUUACAGUGCUGUACAAGCCCAUUAUAAGGCCUUGGCAGACAAGUGUUGAUGGGGAAAAGGGCUCUACAAUCGUCUUCACGUGUGCAGCCGAGGGGAACCCUCCUCCCUGGUACAGAUGGGAGUAUUACGAUGCCGGUAACGUCAAAGAGCUCACGACCAGCACAGCCUCCAAUAUCACCAUCACCGGAGCCACCGCGUUCAACAUCGGGGAGUACAGCUGUACGGCCACAAACAAGCUUGGGAUGGACACCAAAAUCCUGAAAGUGCGAGUUAUAGGAGCUGUCCCAGAGUGUCCACUUGAGAUCAGCCCUCAGAGAGCUGUGGUGAGAUAUGGGGACCCAGUGACAGCGAACUGCACUGCAACACAGACACCCAGAGGAAUGGGCUGGGAGGCAACAGUUGGGUCUACAGGCAUGAAAACAGGUGCCCAGUCUGUCACCUGGAGUGUCAGCAGUCUGACUGAUUGGACUGCAGAGCCUAAGUGCUACGGAAACUUCCUUACUGAGCCCAAGCAGUGCAGGAAGAAUCUCAACAUCAGUCUGUACAGUGAGUGACUUUCAUUUCACUUCCACGUGUUAGCUGUUUUACUUAGCGGCCAUUCUUAAGUCAUUCAGUGGAAGCAUGUUUAUCCAAUUCUGUUGAAUUUGUUUCUCUCUGGAGUUUGUCUUUCCUGCUACAGUUCUAUCUUGAUGAACCAGUGAGUGCUGAAUGUUUAGUAAACUAAACUCUUUACAGGAGAGUUUGCUCCUGUAGCCCAGUUAAAGCUGUCAGUAACUGAGCAGAUACAGCAGGAGAGUCAAUAAAACACACACUUCAGGGUGAAAGAUAGGUGGGAAAUUGAAGUGAUAUUUCCUCCUCCAGUGUAGAUUUAAAUUCAUAUGGGACUUUUACUGAAACACUUUUUGACUCGCUAUGCAGUAUGAAAUUGGACUGAAUGGAGAGCAGGCUUGGAUAUGUCAACUUUGUUUGCACGCUCGCCUGUUCUGAGGUGUAGACGAGUGUCUUCUGAUAACCCUUGAAGUGCCCAGUCUUUUCACUGCAGCACUUGUUGGCCUGCAGUGAGCUAAAUGUU